Meloidogyne enterolobii is the source of this 879-nucleotide messenger RNA. The record is from the annotation of a GenBank genome assembly. NCBI's taxonomy places the organism in Eukaryota, Metazoa, Nematoda, Chromadorea, Rhabditida, Meloidogynidae.
UUUCCUAUAGCUAUGGUCCGCUUGUUUCGUCUUUCCAUCAAUUUAUCUUUUAUUUUUAAGCUAAAAGCCUUGCAAUGUUGCCGUUAUUGUUUUGAAUCAGGCCAAAAAGAUAUUUGUAUAAAUCCCUACCAUUAUGAAAGAAUUUCUACUUCAAAUAUGCUCCCGCCAGUUUUGGUUCCCCGUUUUAGUGAUCCACCGCCUUUAAACAAUCCAAACAACAAUUUUAAAGAAGUGGCAACAAUUCCUUUUGUUCCGUGUCAGGAUUGGUGCACAAUUAGUUAUUAUGAAUUGAAUGGGAGAGUUGGAGAACAGGUAAAAAUAAGUGCUCUAGAAUGUAUUGUUGACGGCUUCACAGACCCUACCAUGGGCGAAUCUAAUGGACAACACAAAAUAUCGUUGGGAUUGUUCUCCAAUGUAAAUAGAAAUUUAACAAUUGAAAAUACUCGAAGAUUAAUAGCUAAAGGAGUUAAAUUAACUUAUGUGCCCUAUCAAGGAACACUUUAUGCUGAAUGUUUAAGUGAUAGUCCUAUUUUUAUUCAAUCGAGGAAUAGUAAUUGGAUAAACAAUUUUCACCCUACCACUGUUUGUAAACUCUGUCAUGGAUAUUCUCUUAAAAUAUUUGAUACAGCUAAAUUUGGAGAGUUACUAAAUCAUUGUGCACAAAUGGGAUUUGAUAGUAGCUAUGAACUUACUAAAAUGACUAUUAUUCGAAUGUCUUUUGUUAAGGGAUGGGGAAAAGAUUAUCAACGACAAGAUAUUACAUCAACCCCGUGUUGGAUAGAAAUUCAUUUACAUGCUCCUCUUAUUUGGCUAGACAAAGCCUUGCAAAACUUGGCAAAAUUGGGUCCGCUUCCAGAUAAAAUUCAUUCAAAUUCGUAA